ACAUUCCACCGGCGAUUCAACGGUAACGCAAAAUACAGAUCACAGAUGGCGAGCCUGUGGCGGGCCGCAACAGGGCUGACGGAAAGGACUAACGACUACGACGGCGUAGAAUUCUGGUCCAAUCCUGAGCGCACUGGCUGGCUUACCAAGCAAGGCGAGUACAUCAAAACCUGGCGCCGCCGCUGGUUCGUUCUAAAACAAGGGAAGCUCUUCUGGUUCAAGGAAUCCUCCGUCACUCGCGCUUCCCGUCCUCGCGGUGUUAUUCCAGUUGCCUCCUGCCUCACAGUCAAGGGCGCCGAGGAUAUCCUCAACAAGCAGUACGCUUUCGAGCUGUCCACGAGGACUGAGACCAUGUAUUUCAUCGCCGAUUCCGAGAAAGAGAAGGAGGAUUGGAUCAACUCAAUCGGACGAUCAAUAGUGCAGCACUCGCGAUCGGUCACUGAUUCGGAGAUAGUUGAUUAUGAUAGCAAGCGAUGAUGAGAAUCAACAGGUGAGACUCGAUCUUGAUCGGAUUAUGCAGUUGAACGCUUGUUCAAUUUGUGUUUGUAAAUUGCUUUUGAUAUCGUUUUCUUUCCCUAUUUGUUUAAAUGUUUGUGCUUUUCUAUGAAGAAUACUCUCUGAAUGUGGUAAUUGUGAGAUCUCGUACUGUGAAUUAAAUUUCUAUUUAGUGAAAUUGUUAAGUGAGAAAUGAGCUCAAUUCAAGAUGAUCUUUACUAGAUUUUGCUCAAUUUUUUCAUCCGUUCUUUUUCUUUGAUCAAUUAAUGUUAGAUUACUUUCCUUUCUCAUAUUUGCUUAUGAUCACGAAAUGUUGGCUUAUAAGAAAUAAGAUGAAGUGAUAUUGUUAGUUUUUAUGCUAAGAUUGAGUCAUUUUAUACCGUUAAUUUGGAUAAGUGUAGUAACGAUCUGCAAAGGAAAUCAUAUUGAGGAUCACAUUGUCUUUGUUAGGGAUGGAGGAGUAAUGGAGAUAUAUGUAGGAUGAGUUCAGUGCUUGACUGUGUGUUGGCUGCAAUUUUUUUUGUGGAUUCAGCCAGUUUUAUAGGUUCCUUAGUGCUCAAGUUUAUAGAAAUGAAAUGGUUUUGAUGAUUUUGGAUUGAGUGGAAACCUGAUGUUUUUGGGAGAACUAAUGGUGGAUGCUCUCCAGGGCCUUUGAUUUUAAGUAGUUUAUAAGUUGAGGCCAAGAAUGAGUUAUGAUCUCUUGAAAUAUGUCAUAUUUGACUGUUUUUAGGACUCAGUUCUUUCCCAGAACGGGUUGGCCAUGAAAUUGUGUCCCAAGGCUUCCUAUUCAAGAUAAAUUAAGUGCUACUGG
Messenger RNA from Rubroshorea leprosula, 1306 nucleotides. Lineage: Eukaryota; Viridiplantae; Streptophyta; Magnoliopsida; Malvales; Dipterocarpaceae. The record is from the annotation of a GenBank genome assembly.